GCUAGUAGCCAAGAGAACCUCAAGUCUUUCCGCGGGAAUCGUCUAGUGAUGCUCUAAGGUGGCACUAGGGCCUACGGACGGCUCUGAGGAUCAAGAGAUUGCCCGCGAGGGUACAGUGUGUUAAGACUUAGUCAAGACCUGGCAACGCCAGGUUCGUUAUUAACCACCAUGACGCGGGACGCAGUGAUGCAAGCCUUAGGGCUUUUGACCGUGGUCACGUUAGCAGCAGCAGGAGUGGUAAAGGAUGCAGGUUCAAGCUGUAAUUAUAUGGGAGAAACAUACGAACAUUUGGACAAAUGGACUCCAUACGGUGUCAAGGACCCCUGCUUUGUAUGCACUUGCGAAAAUGGAGAAUUCACAUGUGAUAAAUACCUUUGCCGUGACCUCCCAUGUAGUGGGGAUGGAUACCACCCUGCCUUCGAGGAGUGCUGCGGUCAGUGCGCGGCCGGCGGUCAAAUGGCGGCAGCGGAGAGGCAGCAUUAUGAAAAUCUACAGGGCCAACUCGAGGCUGACACCGAAGCCGAGGCACAACCUAGCGGCACCCACCGAGAAGCCAAAAAACGACCUGACCCUACCGGCCCACCCGGACGAACCGGCCGCCAGGGCAAACAAGGACCCAUUGGUGACCCCGGCGAGGAUGGAGAUAAUGGUAUCCCCGGAGAGACCGGAAGCAGAGGACCCGAGCCUUCUCGUGAGACGUGGUGGGGCUAUCUCAGUCAAUACCAGGCCCAGCAGGGCGAGAAAGGACCCGGACCAAACGCAGGAUGGGGACAGGCUGCCACUAUGACUGCUCGUCCAGGCCCACCAGGCGCCCGAGGACCCCCAGGACCACCUGGACCAGCCGGUACACCAGGAUUCCAAGGACUGCGAGGCGAGCCCGGAGACUCAGGAUCACCAGGCCCCAAUGGUGCACGAGGACCACCAGGACCACCCGGAUUCGCUGGCAAGGACGGAGAGCAAGGACGCGACGGCGAAUCAGGACCCCGAGGUCUUCCAGGACAGCCCGGCAGCAGAGGUAUGCCUGGUAUGCCAGGUAUGCCUGGCAACAAGGGACACAUGGGAUUCCGAGGCCUUCCUGGCAAGAAGGGAAACGAGGGUAAAACUGGCUCCAAAGGUCCUAUGGGAGAGAUCGGUCAGCCUGGACCCCCCGGAGCUAUCGGCCCCCGUGGUGCACCCGGAGAGAGAGGACGUGAUGGCUCCCCUGGUCCAGCUGGUCUGCGCGGUAUAGAUGGUCUGUCUGGCUCACCAGGACCACCGGGACCAAACGGUCAACCAGGUCCACCAGGCUUCUCAGGCCCAGCCGGAGGGAAGGGAGAUUCUGGUCCGACAGGAGCUAAGGGAAGUGUAGGUCUGCAAGGUCCCCGUGGUGAGUCUGGCUCCCCAGGUCAACCAGGAAAUCCUGGUCAGGCUGGCCCUGACGGUAGCCCCGGUGAGUCGGGAGAAAAGGGAGGAAUGGGCCCCCCUGGUCCAUCCGGAGCCCCAGGAUUCCCCGGACCCACAGGAUUGACAGGCUCACAAGGGCCCUCAGGAUCCUCAGGUCUGAAGGGAGACGUUGGUCCACAGGGUAGCCCCGGCUUCGCCGGAGAUGCAGGAACAAAUGGAAAGGACGGUCUACCAGGCGAGUCAGGAGCACGAGGUCCCCGAGGGCCCGCUGGAAAGAGGGGCUCCCGUGGCAGCAGUGGCCAACCCGGCCCCCCAGGAUUCCAAGGAGAGCGAGGACAGCCCGGCGGUCGUGGACCUGCUGGUAAUGACGGACCACCAGGACCCAAGGGAGAGGACGGUUCAGCAGGAAAAGCGGGUACAGACGGAGACAAGGGACCACCAGGAGACAUGGGCAGACCUGGUAUACAAGGCGCCCCCGGCCCACGCGGAAGUCCAGGAACUGCAGGUUCUGACGGAAAGCCCGGCCCACGCGGUCCAUCUGGUGCAGCAGGUCAAGACGGAAAGAACGGCGAACCCGGUCAGAUUGGACAACCUGGUCUACCUGGCCCGCAAGGUGCACCCGGAGGCAGGGGCUCAUCUGGCGAAAGUGGCAAAGAUGGCGGUCCCGGUAUUCCUGGCCCACCAGGUCCUGCUGGAGAUCCAGGAGAUGCUGGUCCACCAGGGUUGAGAGGAGACCGAGGUCGCGCUGGAGAUCGAGGCAAGGACGGUUCAACAGGUCAGCGAGGAGCACCAGGAUUCCAAGGUCUACCUGGCCCAGCCGGAGCACCUGGAGAACAGGGAAAGAUUGGAGACGUCGGAGGCCCAGGACCCGCCGGUAAAGAUGGUUUGGAUGGAGGACGAGGAGAGCGAGGUCCACCUGGUGACCGUGGCGAGCCUGGCAGUCGAGGAAUACCCGGUCCACGCGGCCCAAGCGGUCCAGGAGGUAGGGACGGCGACAGGGGACAACCUGGAACAAGCGGAAAUAAGGGAGAACCAGGUCCAGCUGGUCUAAUUGGUAUUCCCGGAGAACCUGGCGGUCCAGGAGGAAAAGGACCCAAGGGAGACCUUGGAGACAUCGGCCCACCAGGCAAGCCAGGCGGCCCAGGAGGACCAGGAAAACGAGGUCUAACCGGCGCGCCAGGAGACCCAGGACCACACGGUCUCAGCAGUGGAAAGGGAAGCUUAGGACCCCCAGGACCUCCCGGCGAAGAUGGUUUCGACGGCAAGGAUGGAGAACCCGGUCCACCAGGUCUGCCCGGUGAUAAUGGACGCCCAGGACCAGCUGGUCUUGCAGGCCCUCAAGGAGGCAAGGGAGACACUGGUUCAGGUGGUUCACCUGGAUCAACUGGCCUACCAGGCCCAAGAGGAAUGCGAGGCUCUCCUGGACCAGCAGGCAAAGACGGAGUGCAAGGUAGAUCUGGACCACGAGGAGACAAUGGCAAGAAUGGAGAAACUGGUCCCGGAGGUCCCCCAGGAGCCCCAGGUCCAUCCGGUGCCCCUGGCCCACCAGGCGGUCCUGGUCCCACCGGUCCAGCCGGCAAGACAGGAGAGCGUGGUCUUGGUGGAGAGUCUGGUCCAUCAGGAAGGCCAGGUGACAAUGGGAACCCAGGACCACCUGGUGUUGACGGCAUGAAAGGAGAGUCUGGUACUGAUGGACGGGAUGGAAACAAUGGACCUUCUGGACCACCUGGCCCACAGGGAACUAGAGGACUGGUCGGUCUACCAGGUAUUCGUGGCGAACCAGGAACUGUUGGUCCAGCCGGAGGUCGUGGAGAGCCAGGCCCAUCAGGUCCAAGUGGAAAGAAUGGCGAUAGAGGUUCACCUGGUCAACGGGGUCCUAUGGGAGCCCCCGGUGGUCCUGGAUUCCCUGGUAAUGAUGGACAGCCUGGUAAGGAUGGUGCAGCUGGAUUAGACGGACGAAACGGGGAGAAGGGACCAACUGGAAACUCUGGCCAACAGGGUCCAGCAGGAAUGCCUGGUCCAAUGGGAGCUCCCGGUCCAUCAGGCCCAGCCGGUUCAGCAGGAGACAGAGGAGAGCGAGGAGAACCAGGUCCAGCUGGUCUACAAGGUCCCGACGGCCCACGUGGAGGCCCCGGUGCACCAGGAGCCCAGGGAAUUAAGGGAGAACGUGGAACAUCCGGCGGUAAAGGAGACAAAGGGUGGAGAGGUCUACCCGGUCUACCCGGCCUUCAGGGACCAUCCGGCUCACCAGGAGACAACGGACAAACCGGACAACCUGGACCUCCUGGCGCACGUGGAUCACCUGGCCCACGAGGAGGGACUGGCCCAUCUGGUAAUAGUGGCCCCCCUGGAGAAGCUGGACGCCCAGGUCCUCGUGGUCAAUCUGGAGAUGAUGGCAAGGAUGGUCCCACUGGUCAACCUGGCCCACCGGGUCCUCCUGGUCCACCUGGCGACUCAGCUGGCUAUGCAGGAAGUUUCACAAGCAUGUUUAGCAGAUCGAGUGGUACCAAGGCCCGCUUUGCAGAUCCUGUGAUGGGCGACCAAGCCUACCAAGACAAGAAGGGAGACAAGGAAGACGCGUUCGAGGCCCUAACACAACUCCAGGAGGCACUUGAGAAGUUAAGGAACCCACUGGGUACCAAGACGGCCCCCGCCAGGACUUGCAAAGACCUUGCCCUCGCGCAUCCAGAGUAUGACGAUGGUACCUACUGGAUCGAUCCUAACCAGGGUUCUCCCAAGGACUCCAUUGAGGUGUACUGCAACAUCAAACAACACGAAACAUGCGUGUUCGCCAAGCCAAGCGUUGUGGACAAAGCCAGAUGGUUCAGCGAUGCGCUUGGUGGCCACUCCUGGUUCAGUGAGGAGGCAGAGCAUGGAAGCGAGUUCCUGUACAAAACAGACCGAGUCCAACUCACCUUCCUGCAGCUGCUCUCAACAGAUGGCUUCCAGAACAUCACCUACCAUUGCCGCAACUCUGUCGCGUUCUAUGAUGCCGCCGGCAUGAACUACGACCAGGCCAUCAAGAUGGAGACAAAUAACGACCUCGAGCUCUCUGCUGAUGGCCAGCUGAAGGCCAGAUACAAUGUCUUAUUAGACGAGUGCCAGUACAAGAAGAGCACUUGGGGAAAGACAGUCUUCGAAGUCCGAACCAAGAAACCACAGAGGCUUCCCAUCCAAGACAUCGCAGUGAGCGACGCCGGUCGACCAGACCAAGCAUUCGGUCUAGAGAUCGGACCAGUCUGCUUCUCCUAGACGAAUCGUUUCCCUUUUUACUGUUUUCAUGAGCCCACCACUAGGCUAUAGUAAGUUCAUGGGCAGAGUCCAUGUAUGCGGACAUACACCUUAGAUUAUGUAUGAAAUUCAUCUUGCAUUUGAAGUGUAACAGAUUAAGACAUAUUCGUCCACCCUCGGAACAUCCAUAGGUCGUGCUUAAGUUGUACCCAUCAGGGUUUUGUAGGCCAGUAAACGUUAGGUUAUUUAGCGGGAUAUGUCAGACAUGCUUGUAUAAAUAUUUUAAUACUAUGAUGUAGGGCCUAAUAUCAGAUCAGAAAAAGAGAACAUUUAAGAGCAAAAAGUACAUAACAUGUAUAUCAUUAGAACUUUGACCAGAUAGUCAUGCAGAUUGGCUAGGUUUUGUCUACAUACGGCCACGUGUUCUCUGUCUGGUGAUGACGUCAUUUAGACAACACAGAAAAUGCAAGCGGUUGUUAAGAGUUAUUUCAACCGAUUCAUUGACUACUCUUUAAUAGCUGUCCUGAGAUCAAAACCAUGAACGUUAAGAAAACAUCUAACAUUCGGGUAUUUCGAAAAGUUUCACCAUUUCGCAUUGUCAUGAUCCAUUAUCGAUCUUGCCUCACCAUUCAACAUGAAGGUAUUACCGCCCUGGCAGAUUUGAAAAUGUUUGAAAAUUGGUCUGUUUCUUCCUUCUGUUGGGAGUCAAACUUUGCCUUAAAAAAAGAAAUACCAUCAAAAUAUCACAUCAAGACACUGAAUAGGAAGACAUAACAACAUCUAUUGACAGUUUGGCUCUCAAGAGAAUAAGAAAAGAUACUCGUCCACAACAUCCGGGACAUUUCAACCCCAAUAACAUCCGGGCAUUUUCAAUCCCAAUAACAUCCGGGUUAUUCCAGUCCUAGUGACACCUUGGACACUAACCUGGUAGUACUUAUGCCGUUUGGUGAGAGGACAGGCGGAGGUGGCAGUUUAUAUUUAUCUAACCAGUGUGACACUAAUAUCAAUAUAAAUUUAUAUAAUUAGAUAGUAUAACCGUUUUUCUCACUUUUCAUAUAAUCCCUACUAAUCUUUACUAACUACGUCACCAUGACGUCAUAUAUCAUGUUAAUAUCUGUCAUCCUCUGUUCUGAAUGAACUUGAGUAUUCAAAAUCAAUGGGAUCCGACGUGGAAGGUCAAGCUAUGACCUCAAAGGUCGAGCCAUGUCCUCGAGACAGAUUUGAAACUUUAAAAGCCCGAGAAAGGCAGCUUCUUACUUCUGUAUAGAUUUACAAAUAAAGUGCGAGUAGUUCUGUCAAAGUACAGCUGAAAGGAGACUGAAAAACACUUUUUCUAUAAGAGAUACUGUGUGUUUUUAAUGGAAAUACCACUGCUAUAUCAUUGUCCAAUUGACGUCACAUGACACGUGACGUCAGUGGCGUCGAUCAUCAAGAAGCUGUGAGAAAUGAGAGCCGUGGGUGACGUAGCAGGACUACACAUUUAUUCCAUUGAACGAUGAGAACUCGUAGGUGAAAGAGAGAACUUGACACGAUAACUCAGGGAAAGCCACCGAGAAAUGUAAAUAGUAGGCCAAUCAACAUCUAGCACAGCAUGACAUGGUGUCACUCCGUUUGUCGUUAAAUACGUCAUCAUAAAUCGUGUAGAGUCUGCGGUCCUUUUGUAAAUUGAUCUACAUUUUACCCUUUAAGAGUAAGGCCUAGUAUUGACUUUUUAACAUGUUUUGAUAUUGGCACUUUGACAUCAUUAUUUUAUACAUGAAGAACCACAUCUUAUCGCAGUCUAUGCGAGUCACAGCGAAAUGUGAUGUCGUAUACUUAGUAUGUCACCUUAUCCAGCACAGCACUGCCAUGGGUUAAGACAUCAACUGGAAAGUCGGUCAACCUCGACGCCAGAGAAACAAUUCAUCGAACCUCUUCCCAACAAUUAUUAAAGUAGGCCUACCGAGGGGGUCGAUUGAACUGUCAAUUCAAACACAUCCAUUACUCAUCAUAAUCAACUUCCGUGGGUUCGUACUAAGUACGGAGGAGGUGUUGGAAUACCAUGGCGACGGAAUUGGAAGUGCGGUUUGAACUAAACCCGCCAUGGCAUAGCUGCGAGUGACGUAAUACACUGUCUGCGUGACGAUUUUACUCAACUCUGUUGCGUAUGACACAAUAUUACGGCGUAGUACGCAGAGUUUGUCGACGACAUGAUGGCCUCGCUCCCGAAUUCUGUCGCCUCUGUUCCGCUUCUGGCGUACGAGGUACGGAGUCGCGGGAAACCUGCUGUUAAAAGGUGCUCUCUGUGUAUUAUAGAUGAUUUUUUUAUCAAACUGUGCCACUUUUGUAAGAUAUAAUAUGCUACAAUUUGUAUUUUUUUUAUGAAUUGUAAGAUAGAUACUAGGAAAGCUUGAUUUUGGAUUGUAUAUAAAGCUGGUGGUGGACUAAUAAACUUCUUAAAAUGUAAA
Molecule: messenger RNA, 7061 nt
Organism: Lineus longissimus
Lineage: Eukaryota; Metazoa; Nemertea; Pilidiophora; Heteronemertea; Lineidae
Product: fibril-forming collagen alpha chain-like
Exons: 16
Coding region: 169-4635 (1488 amino acids)
Biological process (GO): extracellular matrix organization
Molecular function (GO): protein binding; extracellular matrix structural constituent conferring tensile strength
Source: RefSeq, a predicted model, not a curated record